Messenger RNA from Vicia faba (fava bean), 1014 nucleotides. The record is from the annotation of a GenBank genome assembly. NCBI's taxonomy places the organism in Eukaryota, Viridiplantae, Streptophyta, Magnoliopsida, Fabales, Fabaceae.
AUGGCAUCCAAAUCUGGAAUUAGUAAUGUGGCCGAAGAAUGGAAGAAAGGAGAAAUUAAUCUAGUAAAAGCGGCUAUGAAGAAACUUAGGAUUGCAGUACGAGGUGCAACAAAAGAAGAUUGGGAGAAGGUUAGGGUUGAAUCAGGAGUUAAAAGAACAUCUGAAGCAAUAAGAACAAAAAUUGGAAAACUGUAUAAUAAGGAAAUGGCAGAGAACAAAGCUACAAACACAUCAUCCAGUUCUGCCAACUCUGAAGACACAUCAUCCAAUUCUGCCAACACUGAAGACACAUCCUCCAGUUCUCUUCCAAACCUCCCACCUAAACCUGCCAACCACUCCAAAUCCCUUGGCACUAUAAGUCAUCGUUCCACUAGAGGUAAACCGAGCUCUUCUAACAAGGUGCUUAACACCACUCCACCCACCAAAAGAGCUAACCCUGAAAAUACUGAAAACAAAGAAAUACUUGAAGCUAUUUCAAAGUUACAAGCAGCUGUGGAUAAACAAAGAGCUAACCCUGAAAAUACUGAAGAAAUACUUAGAGCUAUUUCAAACUUACAAUCAGCUGUGGAAGUACAAUCCAAUGCUAUCAUGGGAAUUCAAGAAGAUGUGAUAAAAGUUCAUAAGAAAGUUGAUGAGCUCUCAAAUAAAGAAUCACACUUACAAUCAACUGUGGGAGUACAAUCAGAUUAUAUACUGGGAGUUCAAGAAGAUGUGAUGAUAGUUCGUAAGGAAGUUGCUAAACUCUUGAAUAAAGAAUCAAACUUACAAUCAGCUGUGCAAGUACAAUCAAAUCAUAUAAUGGGAGUUCAAGAUGACAUUAUAAUUGUUCGUAAUAGAGUUGCUGAACUAUCAAAUGAACAAUCAAAGAUACUAUCAGCUGUGCAAGUACAAUCAAAGAUACUAUCAGCUGUGCAAGUGCAAUCAGAUGCUAUAAUGGGAAUUAAAGAAGAUAUAACAAUGGUUCGAAAAGAAGUUGCUGAACUCGUCGACAAAAUUGCAGUUCAAAAAGGUUAA